Messenger RNA from Aspergillus campestris IBT 28561, 378 nucleotides. RefSeq lists its product as uncharacterized. Lineage: Eukaryota; Fungi; Ascomycota; Eurotiomycetes; Eurotiales; Aspergillaceae. The transcript has a single exon. Bases 1 to 378 code for a protein of 125 amino acids. The record is from RefSeq and is a predicted model, not a curated record.
AUGUGCUUCGGCUCCUCCAAACAAACCCCCUACUCCUCGCAACCUCCCAGACCAGUCGCCUACAACCACAACCCCAUCCAUUAUAACCACAGCAAUAAUCACCUGCAACAGCGAGGAUGGUACUACCAGCCCGGGAAUACCGCCUACACACAACCAGGACUACACGACGUGUUGCAGGAUGGUGCAGGCCGCAAGAAGAAGAAGCCCAAGAAGUGGAAUCAAGUUAGAUAUGGGAGGAGGGGCGUGGGAUUCUCCUUUACAGGGGCUGGUGGUGGUGGAUGGAGUGGUGGUGGAUGGAGUGGGGAUGGGGGAGGAGGAGGAGGAGGAGGAGGAGGAUGCGAUGGCGGCGGUGGUGGUGGUGGUGGGGGAGGUUGUUAG